Molecule: messenger RNA, 2227 nt
Organism: Pogona vitticeps (central bearded dragon)
Lineage: Eukaryota; Metazoa; Chordata; Lepidosauria; Squamata; Agamidae
Gene: YPEL4
Product: yippee like 4
Source: RefSeq, a predicted model, not a curated record
ACAAAUCUUUGGGAGCCUUUGUGAAUGGGACAGAAAACAGAAGAAGUGUCACUUAAUUGGAUUUUAGAUUAAGGGUGUAUUCAGAUCUGGGAAUAGCAGUAACCAAGUUUGCACUAUCAUGUAUACCAACUUAGCACUGUAUCCCACUGAACAGCUCUGAGUAUAGAUUGGUGUGUCUACUGUAUACACGUGCACUUAAAAGGUUUAAAGAGAAGCCCCAUGCUGGCAAGCCAGAAAGUGUGCAUGGAAGGGUAAAUUUCUGCACACAGAAGCCCUGCUCAGACCCAUCUGCUUGCCUGACCCAGAAUUUAAACAGACAUUCUUGUGUACACUGUUAAGGACUGCAGAGAUGCUUCUAAUUACGUUCAGUUGACUAUUCUCUACAGUAUUUCUAUGACCAGAAGUCUUAUCUUAGCAGAGUUCCCAACCAUGGAAACAUCGUAGAUGUGUUGAGAUGAGUUCACUUCCAAGGCCCUCCAGUCUUUUCACAGUGAACAAGUGAAGAUCUGUCCAGCUUUCAGAGGCAACUUCCCUUUCGGUCUGGUUCUCAUCUGGGGGGACCCUGGCAGCGCAGGCCCCCCAAACUUCAUUUUUCUGAAACACGGCUCUAGCCAACCUGCUUCGCUGCUUCACUUGCGACCGCCUGUGUGGGAGCUGCACGGCGCCAGCUCCCCCACCUCGACAGGGCAUUGCUCUCCAGCCUGUCAUGCCCAGCUGUGAGCCAGUGCCACCUGCACCUUGCCUCCCGACCAAGACCUUCCGCAGCUACCUACCGCGGUGUCACCGGACAUACAGCUGUGUCCACUGCCGGGCACAUCUGGCGAAGCAUGAUGAGCUCAUCUCCAAGUCCUUCCAGGGGAGUCAUGGUCGCGCCUAUCUUUUCAAUUCUGUGGUUAAUGUGGGCUGUGGUCCAGCCGAGCAACGUCUCUUGCUCACUGGUCUCCAUUCUGUUGCCGAUAUUUUCUGUGAAAGCUGCAAGACUACCCUGGGAUGGAAAUAUGAACAAGCCUUUGAGACCAGCCAGAAGUACAAAGAAGGGAAGUACAUUAUUGAGAUGUCACACAUGGUGAAGGACAAUGGAUGGGACUGAAGUGUGUGUGUGUAUGUGGGGACUUUCUGGGUGCACACCCUCCUGCGUAGCAUGUCUUGUGCCCCUUCCUAACCCCACUGCCACAGCUGGCCCCCCGGCACAACCAACCCAGCCCCCUCUCUUCCUUCCCCCCAUCUCCCGCACAACAUCACCCGUGAGUGGAGAUACCAGGACCCUUCUCCCAAACCUCUUGCACUUCCUAAAAUGCUGGAUUCACAGUUGGGGAGACCCCACACCACCCUUCUCACAAAAGGGGAAGCACACAGGGUUCAGGGGCCAAUGUGGAAGGACUCUGGAUUGGAUCUGACUUGAUCGGUAUGGGGCAGGCUACGCCCAUCACUGAUACCAGUUGGGCGGAACAAACUGGGGGUGGUGGUGGAGUGGGUUUGCCCAGAACUGCGAACAUGGAAGCAGGUUUGAACUUUUCAGUUCAUUGCAUAAAACAUAGUCUUUUCUGGAACGAGACAGAAAAGGCUGCAGGCACAGGGCAAGCUCCUGGGGAAGGGCUUGAAGAGAGCGCACGGUUUGCAUGCAGAGGGUCUUGGGUGCAGUUCCUGGCACUCCAAGUUUAAAAGAACCUCAUGGAACUAGGCUGUACCCAAGGUCCUGGGUAAUUGCUGCCAAUCAAAGCAGGGCCAACCAAGGGUCUGAUUAAGUGUAAGGCAGCUUCUUAGGCUCCUUUUCUUUCUGGCGACAAACCGAAAGUGUGCACCAGCCUACUAAUGCUGGGCAGAGAAGGCUAGAGGGAGAAAACAUCCCUCCCACGAUGAAACAGAAAGGUAUCUUUGAGGUAGGGGACAGAGGAGCAGUCCCUCUCCACAUGGGGCCAUGGUAGUUCACCUCUCCUUUCACCAUGUCCUUCCCCCAAGCACUGCCGUGGUAUUUCCCCCAUGUUUACUGUAUGGAGUCCAUUUCUUCUGUAACGGGUCGUGUGUGCUUGUGAUCCCGGGGCACCAUGGAACCCCCCACAACUCCCCCACUGUAUGUGAAGGAAGGUGGGGAAGUCAGGUGGGGGGGCAAAGCCUCAGCACUGUCACCAGCGCAGGAUGGUUUUUUUGUUUUUGUAUAAUAAUGUGUUUUGUAUUAAAAAAAACAACAACAAAGAAAAAGCCAUAGUAUGAAUGGCUUUUGCCACCC